AUGGCGCGCGUCCUCCCGCUCAGCGUCGAGGCGGGGGAGAUGGCCAGAGGCGAAGAGGCAGUGGCAGGCAUGCCAAGGUCUUCAGCUGGGGCGUCAUGCACAACAGUUGACCAUUCUGAGCAGAACACAAAGGAUGACGAAUAUGCGAGGCUGGUUACACGGGCUCAACAUGCAACAUCUGAUGUUGGCACGGCAAUUUUAUCUGAGCAACCAAAGUCAAGAUCUUUCAUUUGGUGGAUGAAAGUUCUGCUUGGCUGCUUCCUUCUUAUAUUAGUGGGUUAUGUCUUCGUGAAAUGGGGAGUCCCCUUUGCCUUCGAGAAGGUUCUCUUGCCAAUCAUGCAAUGGGAAGCAAGUGCUUUUGGGCGUCCAGUAUUAGCUGUUGUUCUCGUUGCAUCUUUGGCUCUCUUUCCAGUUAUUCUAGUCCCUUCUGGACCUUCUAUGUGGUUAGCAGGAAUGAUCUUUGGAUAUGGUUGGGGUUUCUUGAUUAUAAUGGUCGGGACUACUAUUGGCAUGGUGGUACCGUAUUGGAUUGGCUCAUUAUUCCGUGAACGUCUGCAUGUAUGGUUAACAAAAUGGCCUCAGCAGAUAGCAUUAAUAAAACUUGCGGGUGAAGGGAAUUGGUUCCAGCAGUUUCGGGUUGUUGCACUUUUCAGAAUCUCGCCAUUCCCAUAUACAAUUUUUAAUUAUGCCGUGACUGUGACAGAAAUUAAGUUCAACCCUUAUCUGUGUGGUUCUGUUGCUGGAAUGGUACCUGAGGCCUUCAUCUAUAUCUACAGUGGACGUUUAAUACGUACAUUGGCUGACAUGAAGUACGGCAACUAUAAAAUGACACCAGUGGAAAUAGCAUACAACGCCAUUUCCUUCGUCAUCGCUAUCGUCCUCACAGUCAGCUUCACGGUGUACGCCAAGAGAGCUCUGAAUGACAUAAAAAGUUCGGACGGUAUCAGCAAGGAAGAAGAUCAUGGCCCAAAUGGCUCAGGGGCACGUAUGAGUCAUCGUCAGGAGCGUGCCGAUGUACGUUCCAUAGAACUAGAUGUUGCGAGCGAGUUGGGGAGCACACGGCCGUGGAGCUUUACAGCAUUUGGGCUGGACAGUAAGCGGUUGCCUAGGCCGCGCAGUCCUCUGGGCCAGUGUCCAUCAUCAGUGCGUCUGGCUGUGGCCUGCAGGAAAUGGAAAUCCACGGCGUAG
Molecule: messenger RNA, 1188 nt
Organism: Miscanthus lutarioriparius
Lineage: Eukaryota; Viridiplantae; Streptophyta; Magnoliopsida; Poales; Poaceae
Source: the annotation of a GenBank genome assembly